GCUCCGCGGCGGUGCUCGAGUCGGUUUCGGAUUCGUUAAUUGGAUUGUGGUGGUGUACAUCUCGCACGUGUUACAACAUCGAAAGCUUCAAGUGGUUCCCAAUUAAACUCAAAAAAUACAGCGGUGCUAUUAUUUAAAUACGUCUAGUGAUAAGUGUAAGCAAUUAAGUAAAUAAUUUGACGGAAUUAAAUUAUUCAACUGGCAGCUAACAGCGCCCCCAUGACAGGAUGGAUAGUAGCGUCAAGCCGGAACGAAAAAAUCCCCGUGAACGGGCUAACUGCCUGUCACAAUUGAUAUUUGCCUGGGCGGUGCCGUUGCUGUUUCGUGGUUCGCGACAAGGCCUCACUACAGAUGACCUAACUGCAUGCCUGAAGGACGAUCACUCCGAGCAGCUGGGCGACCGAUUGGAGGAGGAAUGGUACAAGGAGUUGGAACACGCCCAUCGCAAGUCACAUAAGCCAAGACUGCGCAAUGCUUUGUUCCGCUGUUUCAAGGGACCCACAAUAAUCAAUGGCAUUAUUUGCUUCGUCUACAUUGUUAUAAAAACGCUUAUACCCGUCAUUUUGGCACAGCUUUUGCUGCAGUUCCAACAAGGACAGUCUCCCGUGGCGGGCGUGGACCAAAUCGAUGCCCAGCAUUUUGCAAGUGCCCUUAACCGUACCGCACGAGGUGUAAAGUUAACGUCGUCACCAAAUUUUGAAGUUAAUUCGCCCAAUGCACUGGAUGGCAAUGAUCCACUUAAAGAGCACAUUAAAGGCACCUUCCCAGAGGAAGCAGCCAAUAUCACUGAAUUGAAUGCCUUGGAGGAAGGUCUUCGAUACGUUUGGAAUGAUGUUUCUAGUCUUGCUGCGGUGCUGGUCGGUUCAACGCUGUUUGCCUGCUUCCUUAUACAUCAUGUGGAUCUGCGUCAACGUUUGAUGGGUGCUCGAAUGCGGAUUGCCUGCUGUUCGUUAAUUUAUCGGAAGACCCUUCGGUUGUCCAUGAAGACAGCGGGUCAGACUCCAGCUGGCUAUCUGAUUAAUCUACUCUCAAAUGAUGUUAAUCGCCUCGACUAUGGAUUCAUAUUUGUGCACUGGAUUUGGAUAUUGCCAUUCCAUGCGGUGCUCACAUGUUAUCUCAUUUGGUUGCGCAUUGGCAUCCCAGCCCUAGUUGGUGUUAUCGGAUUGCUGCUGAAAACCGUACCCCUGCAGUCGGCGUUGAGCAAAUUAACCUCAAUACUUCGACUACGGAUUGCUGAGCGCACGGAUGCUCGUGUGGGUAUCAUGAACGAACUGGUGCAGGGCAUACAGGUAAUCAAGAUGUACGCCUGGGAGAAACCCUUCCAAGCGGUGGUCGCCGAAGCAAGACGAUCCGAAAUAAAGCAGAUUCGCUAUGCUUCGUACCUGCGUGGAUUCUACCUCAGCACCAUGGUAUUCACAGAGCGUUCCACUUUGUAUAUAACCCUAGUUGCAGCCGCUUUAAUGGGACAGCAAAUAACGGCAGAUUUUGUGUUUUCGGCAGCCAGUUUCUACAACAUCCUGCAGUUGGUGGCGGCUAUUUGGUAUCCGCUUGCGGUAACCUUUGGCGCCGAAGCUCUGGUCUCCCUUCGUCGCAUUCAGGCCUUUCUCCAGCUGGAAGGUCGCGACGAGAAGGUGCAGGGAUUGACACACAAGAAAAAGCAAGAUAUGGGAGAUACACGAGCCAUUGUUCUUAAGGACAUCAGUGCCAGCUGGGACAAGGAGAAGCCUCAACGCACACUUCAGAGUUUUAACCUGCAGAUCCAGAAGGGUCAGCUCUGUGCGGUCAUUGGUCCGGUUGGAGCGGGCAAGAGCUCGCUGCUCCAGUUGCUUCUCGGUGAGCUUCCCAUAGUUGACGGUGGCGCUGUUUUGCAGGGUGAGCUGUCAUAUGCAUCGCAGGAGCCUUGGCUCUUUACUGGCACCGUUCGGAAUAAUAUUCUCUUUGGUGAAGAAUACGAGCGCAAGCGUUACCAAGAGGUCACCAGAUGCUGUGCCCUCACCACCGACUUCCAGCAGCUCAGCAGCGGUGACAAGACAAUUGUUGGAGAGCGAGGAGCUUCACUUUCCGGUGGUCAACGAGCGCGCAUUAGCUUAGCGCGAGCUGUUUACAAGCCUGCAUCGAUAUACCUGCUGGAUGAUCCAUUGAGCGCUGUGGAUGCCCAUGUGGGGCGACAUCUAUUCGAUGAAGUCAUUGGACCGCGUGGAAGACUAGCUCGGGAGAAGGCCACACGUGUGCUGGUUACACAUCAAGUGCAUUUCCUCUCCGAGGCCGAUUGGAUUGUUAUUGUGGAGCAAGGUCGCAUCUUAAGGCAAGGCACAUAUACUGACCUUCUCAAUAGCGAAUUGGACUUUGCAAAGCUAUUGGAGCGUCCCAAGGAAGCGGAGACAUCUAAUGAUGGCUUGCAAUCGUCAUCGAGCUCAUAUCAAGAUUUGGAGGAUGAUGAUGAUAUACCCUAUAUGGAUGGGGUUCGCGAUGGCUAUCACCCAUUGCGGAAGCAAAGCAAUUCGACACAAGGUAGCAAGUCGCUGACGAGCAGCGACCAAACGGACUUACAAAAAGACGAUGAUGAUGACUUGGCCGAGGAACAAGCUUCGGGUAGUAUAUCGCCUCGAGUGUGGUACGAGUAUUUCCAUGCCGGCAGCAGCUUAUUGGGCUUCAGUUUCAUGGUGUGCAUUAUGUUGCUGUCACAGGUGGUGUGCAGCAGCUCAGACUACUUCUCGAACAUCUGGACACAGCAGGAGCAUCAGCGAUCUCAGAACAAAUCCACCACCUUUAGCACCUAUGAGUGCAUGUACAUUUAUGGCGCUCUCAUCAUUGGCGUGGUGAUUAUGAUAACAUUCCGUGGAUUUUUGUUCUUUAAGACGUGCAUGCACGCCUCCAAGGUCCUUCACGACCGAAUGUUCAGUUGUAUAUUGCAUGCGACCAUGCGAUUCUUCGAUACAAAUCCCUCGGGUCGUAUACUCAAUCGAUUCUCCAAAGAUAUGGGGGCUAUUGAUGAGCUACUGCCGCGUGCAAUGAUGGACUUUAUACAGAUUGCCCUGGUCAUGUUUGGCAUACUGAUUGUAAUCUCUGUGGUGAAUCCUGUGUUGAUCGCUGCAAUGCUGGUUGUGGCUAUCAUCGAUAUGCUCAUCUUGAAACUGUAUCUACGACCCUCGCAGGAUCUGAAGCGCCUGGAAGGCAUUUGCCGCAGUCCCGUCUUCUCACAUCUAAGCUCGUCUCUGACGGGACUUUCGAUCAUACGUUCACGUCAACUGCAGGAUGUGGUCGCCAAGGAGUUUGAUCUGCUGCAGGAUGUGCACAGCAGCGUCUGGCAACUAACUAUGGCGGCCAAUACGGCAUUGGGACUGUGGCUGGACUGCGUCAGUUGCGCCUUUCUAACGUCAGUGACCUUUAGUUUUAUCAUAUCCAACGAAAGCACCUAUAGUGGCAAUGUUGGUCUGGCCAUUUCACAGGCUAUGAUACUCACUGGCAUGGUGCAGUAUGGCAUGCGGCAGGUGUGCGAGUCACUGCAGCAAAUGACUAGUGUGGAGCGAGUGCUGCAGUACACGGAACUGGACCAAGAGACGGCUGCUGUCGGCAAGGAGCCAUCACAACAGUGGCCCACUCAUGGUCAGGUAGAAUUCCGCGAUAUGAGCUGUCGCUAUGAUCCCAAUGGCUCAGCUGUGCUCAAUCACCUGAGUUUAAUUAUCGAACCUGGUUGGAAGGUGGGAAUUGUGGGACGCACUGGUGCUGGCAAAUCCUCGCUGAUUGGAGCACUCUUUCGUCUGGCCUACAUUGAGGGUGGCAUCUAUAUAGAUGGCAUCGAGACAGGCAGCAUCUCGCUGGAGACGCUUCGCACCCGCAUUUCCAUAAUACCACAAGAUCCCGUGCUCUUCUCGGCCACCAUUCGUUAUAACUUGGAUCCCUUCGAGCGCUACAGUGAUGCCGAUCUCUGGCGAGCCCUCGAAGAGGUCGAGCUGCGGUCGGCCAUUCCCGGUCUGGACUAUAUGGUAACUGAACGUGGCAGCAAUUUCAGUGUGGGACAGCGACAGCUUCUUUGCCUAGCGCGUGCGAUCCUUCGCAACAACAAGGUCUUAGUGCUGGACGAGGCUACUGCCAAUGUGGACCCUCAAACCGAUGCGUUGAUUCAGCGCUCAAUUCGAGUCAAGUUCCAGCACUGCACAGUUCUGACUGUCGCCCACAGGCUGCAUACCGUUAUGGAUUCGGAUCGCAUUAUUGUAAUGGAUGCCGGCAAUGCUGUAGAAUUUGACGUGCCGCAUUUACUGCUCAAGAAAUCGAAGGGCGUACUAAGACAGAUGGUCGAAGCCACUGGGGGAGAGGCCGAUGCACUUAAGAACGUGGCCAAUAAUUCUUUUAAACGGAUGCAGCAGGAACGAGAGGAGCAACGAGCUCGCGAGGAGCACGAUGAUUAAAAUAUUGUGGAUCACAUAGAUACGCAUCUAACCCAAGACUUAACGUUUCGCUUAAGCAACUCAAAUUGUUGUGUUGUACAUGGAAUUAGGUCUUAUGAUUUACGUUUUUGUUUUUUGUGUGUUUGUUGCAUUGUAGGAAUU
Molecule: messenger RNA, 4550 nt
Organism: Drosophila grimshawi
Lineage: Eukaryota; Metazoa; Arthropoda; Insecta; Diptera; Drosophilidae
Product: ATP-binding cassette sub-family C member 4
Exons: 8
Coding region: 228-4409 (1393 amino acids)
Biological process (GO): transmembrane transport
Cellular component (GO): membrane
Molecular function (GO): ATP hydrolysis activity; ABC-type transporter activity; ATP binding
Source: RefSeq, a predicted model, not a curated record